GACCAUCUAAAAACCCCCCGGAUCCACGCCUUUGCUCCUUACUGGCGGCAGUGAGUGUAACUCCGCCAAGACUCUCAACCUCACCAGGACCUUCCUACAGAAAACAAGUCAGCUCCACCGCAUAUAGCCUGAAUACAUCACCACCGCAUACUUCAUCUUUGGGACACUAGAGACUGUGACACACAGCCUGCACGGCCCCAAGAAGAAGAAGAAAGUGGUGUUAUUUAUCUGGUUUGCUGCGGAAGAAAUCGGGUCAACUAAUCCAUCUGCGACUUCCUCACGGGUCAUACUGAUCUUUAGGGUCAUCGCGCCCCACACCAACAACCUACAUCUUCGCCUGCUGAGCCUCUCGCCAUUCCUGUGGUAAGAUGGAGGAUGACUUUGACCCAUAUGGCCUUCCUCCAGAAGUGACCACCCAGCCUCAUGCCCUCAUUGGGAUGUUGGGACUGGACAUAUCAAAUAAGACAACACACAAAGCUGUAUGGGAAGCAUUUGCUCUUAAUCGUAGGACAGAUCGGACCCCGUUGCAUUUCUGCCACUUGAAUAAUGACUUUCAAAUGCCUCCUAUGAAACAAAAGAGACAGUCUUAUGAAUGGUAUAUUCCAAAAGGCAUUCUCAAGUCUAACUGGAUACCCAAGUACCUCUACCAUGUGCCAGCUCUUGUUGUCCUGUUUUAUGACCUGGAUUGGAAUGACAGCUGUUGGGCUGAAAAGAAAAAUGAAGUUGCUGGUCAAGUUCAGUCUCUCAAAACUGUAUUAGGUGGACGGAACAGUCGUGUAGCGUUGGUAUUGAUACAAAGUGGCAUUAGUGUUCCUGGUGAGGAUACUGGUGCAGCUGAGAAGGCUGCCACCCUGUGUACUGCAUGUGACCUACCUGCCAAGCAUCUCUUUGUCUUGCCACACUCUGAUGUCCACCUUCUUGGAUACACAGUGAGGUUGGAGAAUGCCCUCAGUGAAAUAGCUUGGAACUUCUACCAGGGUGAAGCUAAAGGAGUGCGUAGCCAUCGGGACUUCCUCAACAAGACCAACCACACACUACUCUUUGUGCGGCACCAGUUUAAGCUUGGUUUCCUCAAUGAGAUGCGAAAUGAUACACAAGCAGCUAUUAAGCACUAUGCACAGUGUUACCAUCAUUUGCUGGAAUUACGAUCAACAGACACAAAUUUGCAUGAAAUCCGUGUUGUUGCUGCCAUAGUGAACUACAAAAUCUGCAGGCUUGACUUCACCCUCAACCUUCCCCGAGAUGCAAUUGCUCAGUUUCGUCGACAUAUUGAUCUCUUCCGCCAACGAACUGGACCGAAAGAGUUGAUAUUUGAACAUUAUGCUUGGCUUUCCAGACAGUACCAGAUUUUUGGUGAUGUAUUUGAAGAAGCUGUGAGGACAGGCCUUCCAGCUGUCCAGACGCAGCAUCCUGGAUUCUACUAUCAGCAGGCUGCCCAGUAUGCAGUGUUAAGAAGGAAAACUGCACUUCAAGUUUGCAAAGAAGUAGCAGCUCCUGUCUCAGAUCUUUUAGAUGGAUGGAGUAAGCUUGAAUUUUAUGGCCAACGACCAUGGCGACCCGGCAAACAUUCCCUCGAGCCACCAGAACAGCAGAGAGAAAUGGAAGGGAUAAAGGAGGUGCAGUACCAUGAAGUUAAAGAGGUGAACCAUUCCGACUUUAUCAUUCCUCUGUUCUCCUCUGCCAUCAGCCAGUUCAAGAAGUAUCGCUGUCCUCGCAUCAAACGGCACUUGAUGGUCCAGAUGGCUGAAGAAUACCACCAAGCUAAUGAUUCUUCCAAAGCUCUCACACUCCUGAAUCAUGUCAUGUGGGACUACAGAAGUGAAAAAUGGUGGAGCUUGUUGCAGUCAGCCUCAGUUUUAGGCCUGAAGUGUGCCUUCAACACAGCUGCUAUCACAGAAUACUUUGGCCUGGCUUUAGAAUACAUGGGGAGGAAGAUGUCCACUACAGAUGAAGAGAAGAAGAGAGUGCACAACAAUCUCUUAAGGCUACUCAGUGGAGUGACCCCAGAACCAGAGCCAGGAACCUCUUCUGAAAUUUUGACAGCAGCGACAGAGGCCUGGUCCACGCUGCUUAGUGCACAGGUCUCUCCCAUCACGGUGGACAUGACUGCCUUGGUGCCCUGCUUGGAAGUCCGAGCUUCCUUCCAGAAGAGUCAGUACCAUGUUGACCAAGAAGUUAGUGUCUUGGUCAAAAUAAGAAAUACAUAUAGUUGUACUAUUUUCCUGAGCUCUCUGAGUGUAGGCGUCAGCUCAAUGUCUCACUUGGACCGCCUUGUAGAAGCCAAUCCAGAAAAACUUGUCCUUCCUCCAGGCCAAGUAAUAGAAGUUCCUCUUUACUUUGUGCCUCAUGUAGAAGAUGUUGGAAAAAAAUUAAAAGUGGUAGAUGUGCGGAUCCAGCUAGGAGCCCCAGGGAGCACUGUUGUUGUUUGGCUGCACUGGUCAGGGUCAGGCAAUGAGGGAGUUACAAUGCAUGCAGCCAGUGCACCAGCAUUCCCAGAGUUCAGUGUCCUGUGCAGAGAUGAAUUUGACAUAGCUCCUCCUGUUGUGGAGACUGACAUCUUGCCUCGCCAACCUCUCCUCACUGUUGAGGUUAGCUAUGACACUACUGCGCUUGUGUGGGAGUGGCUGCCAGUCAAAGUCCACCUCACAAAUACUGAAGCCAGCACAGUAUCAGAUAUUACCAUAAACUUUGGCCUGCACACCUCCUCACAUGCAAAUCUAGAACAUGCCACACAAGUUUGUUCAGCAUCUGGUUUACAGAGUGACAAACUAGGAUCCCAAGUAACAGGAUUUACUUGUGGCAAUCUGAGUAUUGGAGAAGCAACGUCUUUUUUCUUCUAUGUGAAGUCUCUCACUUCAUCAGAAAGAACAUAUACCCUAAAGAUUGAGUAUAAUGUGUCGUUGCAGUUGGGAGGAGCUGUGGUCUGUUGUCCUUGCACAUAUGAAAAGACUGUACAGACUCAAGCAAAAAUUCCUUUCCAGGUCAGUGUUGAAACCCAGUCUCUCAAAUUUGAGAAGUUGGCAAGGGUGGCUAAUGGAGAGAGCUUCCUUGUGGUGCCUAGGAUCAAGUGUACCUCCCAUGUGCCCAUCACUCUCACCAACUCCUCUCUUUCCCUGGCGAGUGAAGUUCACCAGAUAGGCACAGAUGCUGCAUCUAAUGUGGUGAAUACAGAACUGAGUGAAGGAGAAAUGGGAGUGGAUUGCUUUUGUAUUGCAGUUGAUGAUAAACUUGUUGCUAACUCUGCUGUGACUCUCGGACAGUAUGUCUUGUAUUGGAAAAGGUCAGAAGCUGAUUCAGUAGCUGUUAGUGUAAGUGUGGGUCUUCCUUCUGUGGUUGUGGAACACUGGGGAGUGUGGGUAGAGUGUGAGGUGGCUCCCCAGGGGACAGUUCGCACUCCUCUUCCUCUUGCCUACAACAUAUCCAACCAUGGAAGCCAUACUGCUGAACUUGCCCUCAGCAUGCAAGUCUCGGACGCAUUUAUGUUUGCAGGACACAAGGAGGUGAGGCUGCGUGUGUUACCAGGAUGUAGUGAGCGAGUCACUUACACACUGUAUCCUCUACUUGCUGGUAAUGUCCACUUGCCCAAGUUGUCCCUCAGUGUUGAGUCACACUCUCCAGGACAGCCCACAUCUGUAGACCCUUUGUUGGCUCGUAUUCUACCAACACAUAUUUACAUUAUGCCUCAGCCAAAGGAAAGUGACCAAGGGAUUUCGUUACUGGGGAACAAUUUAUCAACAUUGGUUAUUGGUUAAAUGAACCAAGUUGAAAAUCUAUGUUACACUUGAACCUCUGUACAUAUACAGUAAUUGUUAUGACCUUCUGAUCAAGGGUUGCCAUAUGAUGAAUAUGAAAUACACCAACAUAUUGAAUACUGUCUUAACUUGGCAGAAGUAAACUCUUUUGGAGCUGAUUGGCCAGCUCAGUGAUUCAUUGUGCUUACAUGUAUGUACAUACUUACUCAUUAUGUUAUUCAUAUAUGCCAAUUGUUGAAGAUAGAAAACUUACUUUAUCUCUGACAAGUACAGUAGUUUAUCUUGAAAAAUUGAAAUUAUUCCUGUUACAUACAAUUUUCAUGUAAAUAACAUUUAAUGCAAAUAAAGGACAUUAAACAAA
Portunus trituberculatus (swimming crab) is the source of this 4113-nucleotide messenger RNA. RefSeq names its product trafficking protein particle complex subunit 11-like (gene gry). Lineage: Eukaryota; Metazoa; Arthropoda; Malacostraca; Decapoda; Portunidae. The transcript has 23 exons. Gene Ontology annotation, cellular component: cytoplasm. The coding region runs from base 369 to 3752 and encodes 1127 amino acids. The record is from RefSeq and is a predicted model, not a curated record.